AUGAGUCGCCCAGAAAACGUUGGAAUUAAGGGAAUAGAGAUUUAUUUCCCAAAGAGAUGCAUCUCAGAAACUGAUUUAGAGCAAUUUGACGGCGUUUCUGCUGGAAAGUACACUAUCGGAUUCGGACAGCAAUACAUGGCUUGCUGCGAUGACAGAGAAGAUAUCAACUCUUUCGCCUUGUCCGCCGUCGAUGGCCUUCUCAAGAAGUACAACGUCGAUCCAAAAUCUAUUGGCAGAUUGGAAGUUGGCACUGAAACUGUCAUCGAUAAAUCCAAAUCUACAAAGACUGUCUUAAUGGACUUGUUCAAGGAUUCUGGCAACACUGACAUUGAGGGUGUUGACACUAAGAAUGCUUGUUACGGCGGUACCUCAGCCCUCUUUAACGCUGUCAAUUGGGUUGAAUCUUCUAGCUGGGACGGCAGAGACGCUAUCGUCGUAGCCGGUGACAUUGCCAUUUACGCUGAAGGUUCUGCUAGACCUGUCGGUGGUGCAGGCUGCGUUGCCAUGCUCAUUGGUCCAAACGCACCAAUCGUUCUUGAGCCUACUCACGGUACAUACAUGACAAACGCAUGGGACUUCUACAAGCCAGACCUCAACUCUGAAUACCCAGAAGUAGAUGGCCCACUCACUAUUGACUGCUACUUUGGAUCUCUCGACAACUCGUACGACUCGUACCGCGAGAAAUACUCCAAGCGCACCCAAACCAACAAGCAAGACGUUAAGGGUGACAACUUUGACUUCAUGGUCUUCCACUCUCCAUACGGCAAACUUGUCCAAAAGGGUCAUGCCAGACUCACCUACAACGACUUUGUAUCCAACCCCUCCCUGCCAAAGUUUGAGGGUAUCGAUCAAGCUAUCGCUUCAGUACCAAAAGCAAAGACGUACUUUGACAAGGCAAUCGAAAAGACAUUCAUGACUGCCGCUAAGGAUGCCUACAGCAAGCAAGUUGAGCCUUCUUCAACUACCUGCAAGCGUCUCGGUAACAUGUACACUGGUUCUCUCUACGGUGGUCUCGCAUCUCUCCUCUCCAACGUCAACUCGGAUGACUUGCAAGGAAAGAGAGCGGGUAUGUACUCUUACGGAUCUGGAUGUGCUGCAUCCUUCUUUGCUGUCAAAUUCGUCGGAUCUACAAAGCAAAUUGCUGAUGCGGUCGAUUUACACAAGCGUCUCGACUCGAUGAAGGUUGUUCCUGUGACUGAAUACGUUUCUUCCCUCAAAACUCGUGAGGAGAAUCACAACGCAAAGUCUUAUGCUCCUAAAGGUCAAAUUGAAAACAUAUGGGGUGGUGCUUACUACCUCGACAACAUUGACGAAAAAUUCCGUCGUCACUACAAACAAGCUCCACUCGCAUAG
Messenger RNA from Wallemia ichthyophaga EXF-994, 1353 nucleotides. Its product is annotated as Hydroxymethylglutaryl-CoA synthase A. Gene Ontology annotation, biological process: ergosterol biosynthetic process; acetyl-CoA metabolic process. The record is from RefSeq and is a predicted model, not a curated record. Bases 1 to 1353 code for a protein of 450 amino acids. Lineage: Eukaryota; Fungi; Basidiomycota; Wallemiomycetes; Wallemiales; Wallemiaceae. Gene Ontology annotation, molecular function: hydroxymethylglutaryl-CoA synthase activity. The transcript has 3 exons.